GUUUUUAUAAUCAGCCUUCCAUGGCAAGGUUUAAAAGCUGCCACAAAGAAGCAGAAAUAUGACAAAAUAUGUGAGAAGAAGGUAUCAACUCCUAUUGAGGUUCUAUGUAAAUCACAUCCAGUGGAGUUCGGAUCAUACUUCCAUUAUUGCCACUCGUUGACAUUUGAUCAGCGUCCUGAUUAUGGAUUCUUAAAGCGUCUGUUCCGUGAUUUAUUUGCUCGUGAAGGGUAUGAAUUCGACUACAUAUUUGAUUGGACAAUCAUAAAGUACCAGCAGGCACAGAAAAGUAGAUCUCAGCCUCGAUUGUCUCCAGCUCCAGGGGGUAGCGCUUGUCAUGCAUUGCCAGGGGAUGCGGACAAUCAUCAAGGAGGCUUAAAUGCUCCUUAUUCAGCUGAUGUGACAGAGCAUGUUAGAUCAAACAACACCACAGGUCCAGCUGUGCGUAUGCAAUUUAAAUCAGUAAAAGGAAAGAAUCUGGUUCCUGACAAUCCUGCCGACAAAAAUAUAUUCAAUGAUGCUCACAUGUCUUCUAAUUCAUUUUCACACUCUGGCCCUUCAAAAAGAAAUACACAGAAACCCUUGUUGCCCACUGAAGUUGCCAAUCCUGGACAUGGACAUGGAAACAAAGUUGGGCCUUCCGGUAGCUGGAUGUCUUCAUUUCAGCGCAUUUCGUCAGCGAAAUGAUGAUGAAUGAUGAUGAUGAUGAUGCUAUGGAUGUGGUGAUGAAGAUUCUAGUGAUACAUCUAUGGAGUCAGCAAUUUGUGAUAAUUUGAUGUUAUGCUUUCUUGCUACGUGUGAGAAGUUUCUUGUGAUGCAUUAAUGGAGGCUGCAGAUAUCCUCUGCCAAUUUGAAGAGAUAUUAUUGUUCCCCUAGAAUUCUAGUUUGCAUAACUUUUUAAGGUGACUAGAAAAAAUUGGUGGUUUAUGAACUAUAGAUACCUAAAGCUUGUUUCUUAUGGUGUACAUCGAUGUCAUUAAUGACCAUAAAAAUCUUGUAUUAUUGGUUGUAUGAUACAAAAAUGCUGCCUAGUUUGCAGCGACUAGAUCAACUAGUGUAAAGUUGAUUAGCGUUUUACAAAGAGCCAUGUCGAUCUAUAAAGCUCAGGAGUUAUUGGACUUCUUAUUUCAGUUUAGCAGGCACAUUUCAUGCUCAGACCUAAGUGUAUUUUAUGUUUUUUCUUCUCAAUUCAAGACAGGGAGUGUAGUUUCUGUUCCUUUUUGUGGAUUGGUAUUAUGGAUCCUUCUUUUCUUUUCCAUUUUUUUUUUUCUUUGAAAACAAUUAUUAAAUGGUAAAUUUGUUUUCAUAUUGUGCUGCACUCCUGCCUGUAUCUGUUGCAACUUUCUUUCAGGUUUUUGUUUAGUUUUAUCAAUUUAUGGUUGGGUGAGAAGUGCAUGUCAGAUCCCACAAUAGCAAUUUUCGGUUACAUCAGCUUCUAUUGAACUAUUUGUUUAUACUUUGUAAUUUUGCAGGAUUCUUUCAUGGAUGCAGUGUUUUUUUUUGGGGGUGGAGAAGGAAGAUGAUUCAACAUAUGCCUUAAGAUUCUAACCAGGUGCAGACAGCAUGUGGGCUAGGGAACACAAUGUAAAGGAACAGUUUAUGGUUGAUGUAUUGACAAGAUCUUCAAUUCCUCAGAAAUGUGCAAUGUAAAGUUGAAUUCUACUUUAUAAUAAACUCAAGAUUUUGAAGCUGGUCAGUCUCUUACAAGGAGCGUGUGACCCCUAGAAUCCAGGGUGUGUUAAACUCGUGAAUGGACUGGUGGUAAUGCUGAGAGGAUUUUGCUUCCAGCAGCUGCUUGCAAUCAUUGGAAAUUAAUGAGGAGUAUGUGAGAAGUAUUGUUUUCCUUGCCUUGUGAACAAGAUGGUCAACGUGCUUGGGGUCUGCAGAUUUCUGAAGAGCUUUGUAUGCCAGACUACUUGGGCAUAAUUCAUCUUUUUGGAACAGUUGGGAGAUACAACAUUCCCUGGAAUUGUUUCCAAUUGAAUUUCAUUGCUUUCUUUUGUGUGUUUCUUGAUACUAUAUUGACAUCUACCAGAAAUAUUGCAUACAGGUGUGAAUCUUGAGAGGGUUUGGUGUGUUCAUGAAUUAAUUUAAAGUGCUCCAAUGGGAAGACCUUUCUGACCUCUACUCUUGAGGCCAGAAUUCAACCGGAAAAAGAGGCAGCCAUGGUAAAGAUCCGGAACACAAGCAUAGCAGUUAAUGUUUAUUUUAGUAAGAUUUCUCUUCAGGAUUUUGCAGGGGAUGCAGUUGCUUUUUGAUAUUGAUUUCGAUUUUCUUAGCAAAGAAUAAAACAAAUAUGAAAAU
This is a messenger RNA of Rubroshorea leprosula, 2301 nucleotides long. Lineage: Eukaryota; Viridiplantae; Streptophyta; Magnoliopsida; Malvales; Dipterocarpaceae. The record is from the annotation of a GenBank genome assembly.